Messenger RNA from Pyrenophora tritici-repentis Pt-1C-BFP, 426 nucleotides. RefSeq lists its product as uncharacterized. NCBI's taxonomy places the organism in Eukaryota, Fungi, Ascomycota, Dothideomycetes, Pleosporales, Pleosporaceae. The record is from RefSeq and is a predicted model, not a curated record.
AUGAAAGAAGCAAGCCCCUCUAGAAUCGAUACCAAACCCACCCCCCGCGCCACUACAACCGCCCGCCUCCACCGCAGAUACACCUCCCGCAGUCGGCCCAUAACAACGCUCAUCCUCCUCCUCAUCUGCGUCCCCUUGGUCCUCUACCAUGUUCUACCCUGCCUAACCCAGGCCAUCAACAACUUCAUCACCUCACAUCUCGGCAACUCGUCAACCGAAAAAAGUUCAUUUUGCACACAGAACGUCGGGAGUCAGGAAUGUUGUGCCAUUUACCUCACCGCACAGCCUUGUCUGGACGAGUGCGCAAAGUUAUACAUUGACCGCGAGACCAUGGGGCUCACUGCUCAGUACGAUGAGUGUGCGGAUCAGUGUUUGGUCAGGUACAAUUGGGCCUGCAAGAAGGACAAGAAGGACCAGAAAGAAUAG